This is a messenger RNA of Cylindrotheca closterium, 1404 nucleotides long. NCBI's taxonomy places the organism in Eukaryota, Bacillariophyta, Bacillariophyceae, Bacillariales, Bacillariaceae. The record is from the annotation of a GenBank genome assembly.
AUGAAGUUCACCCUUGUAACAGUUGCAGGCUUCGCCACCGUUGCCAAUGCUUUCUCCAACUCGGCCUUCAUGGGAAAGACUUCCAUCACCCAGGCUGCCAAGUCCACUUCUCAAUUGGACAUGAAGUACAAGGUCGCUGUCGUUGGUGGAGGACCAUCGGGAGCCUGCGCUGCUGAGAUCUUUGCCCAAGAAAAGGGAAUCGAAACUGUCAUGUUCGAGCGAAAGCUUGACAACGCCAAGCCAUGCGGAGGAGCCAUUCCUCUUUGUAUGGUUGGUGAAUUCAAGAUUCCUGAGACUGUCGUUGACCGUAAGGUUCGCAGAAUGAAUCUCGUCUCCCCCAACGGUGUCGAAGUCGACAUUGGUUCCACUUUGCAAGCCGACGAAUACAUUGGUAUGUGCCGUCGUGAAAUUAUGGACAAGUACCUUCGUGACCGUGCCAUCGAAUACGGAGCCGAGUGCAUCCAAGCACUUGUCACCAACAUUGAUGUCCCAGCCGACCACAAGACCAACGACAAGUCCCGAUACACCAUCAGCUACUCUGAAUUUAAGGAGGGAUCUGCCGCCGGUGUUCCAGGAUCCAUGGAAGUUGAUUUGAUCAUUGGUGCUGAUGGAGCCAACUCCCGUGUCGCCAAGGCUAUGGAUGCUGGACAAUACAACUUCGCCAUUGCCUUCCAAGAGCGAAUCAAGAUCUCUGACGAGAAGAUGGCAUUCUACGAAGAAAUGGCUGAGAUGUACGUCGGUGACGAUGUCUCACCUGAUUUCUACGGAUGGGUCUUCCCCAAGUACGACCACGUCGGUGUUGGAACCGGUACCGUUGUCAACCGUCCUGCCAUUAAGCAAUACCAAAAAGCCAUCCGUGACCGCGCCGGAGACAAGAUUGCCGGAGGAAAGAUCAUCAAGGUCGAGGCCCACCCCAUCCCAGAACACUACCGCCCUCGCCGCAUCCAAGGACGCAUGUGCCUUGUCGGUGAUGCCGCCGGAUACGUCACCAAGUGCUCCGGAGAAGGUAUCUACUUUGCCGCCAAGUCUGGACGCAUGGCUGCUGAAGAAAUUGUCAAGCUCAUGGAAGGUGGAACCAGACUUCCAACCCAAGAAGAUAUGGAAAAGACCUACCUUGCCAAGUACGACAAGGCAUACGGACCUACCUACGCUGUCUUGGACAUCUUGCAAAAGGUCUUUUACUCCAACAAUGGAGCUCGCGAGGCUUUUGUCGAACUCUGUAACUCCAAGUACGUCCAACAAGUCACCUUCGACUCUUACCUAUACAAGAGAGUCCAAGGAAACAACCCUCUUGAUGACUUGAAGCUUCUUGGUGAGACCAUCGGAUGCUUGAUCAAGGGAUACGCUAACGCCAAGCCCGAUGCCGUCUUCUCCAACCCUGUUGAGUCCCAAAAGAGAUUGUAA